Molecule: messenger RNA, 1704 nt
Organism: Triticum urartu
Lineage: Eukaryota; Viridiplantae; Streptophyta; Magnoliopsida; Poales; Poaceae
Product: putative mediator of RNA polymerase II transcription subunit 26a
Cellular component (GO): nucleus
Source: RefSeq, a predicted model, not a curated record
AAUCGUCUAGCAAUCCAGAUUGGGUUUGAUUAAAUUCGCACCGUGCACUCACGCUCUGAAUCGCAAUUCCCCCGAGAGGCGCCUGUCUCGUCUCCCCGCGUACACAUACGUACGUUUCAUUCAAGUAUAAGAGUCCGGAUCUUGGAUCUUGGACACCAUCCGCGCCGCCCAACACAAGAUUAAAAACAAAACAAAGCGGUACUACAUCACCAAGGGACCUGAAGAUCUUUCCGCCCCUCUCUUGUUUUAUUGACUGAAUCUAUACUAGUACUACUGGUAGUAAUUUAUGGACUUGUCCAUCGGCUUGGAAACUGCAAGAUCAGGAAAACAAGUUUCCCGGAGUUCAUAGUGUCCUUGAUUGGAAUCAAAUCUUUUAAGCAAAAGGGACAGGGAUCCUUUGACUCGUGUUGCUUUGAUCGGUGCUUUCGUCGCCGGCCUAGGCCUCCGAUGGCCCCGCCGCCGCCGUCGCCUUCGCUUGACUACUGGCGCGGCUUCUUCAGCGGCGCCCGCGCCAGCAUCUUCGACACCAUAGACGCCGCCAUCCGGCUCGCGGCGGCCGACAACCCCGACGGCCUCCGCGCGCGCCGGGACGCCAUCGCGCACCGCCUCUACACCGUGCUCAACGUCCUCCCGCCGCCAGAGGACGCUGUCUUGGUGGCAGCGGCACCCGCCUUCCCCGACGUGACCCGUCGCCACGACCCCGUCGUUUCAGAGGUCUUCCGCGUCAAGGCCGCUCUCGCCAGCAACCAACAAAUGUCGGAGGAUGAACUGCUCGACCUGCUCCGGAGGCUGCAGCAGUUGAAAUUGACGGUGGACGCCAUCAAGGUUACUGAGAUUGGAAAGGCAGUGAAACACCUACGGAAUUACGGCUCAAAGCAGAUUCGGAUACUCGUACGAUCCCUCAUCGAAGGUUGGCAGGCUAUAGUCAGUGAGUGGGUCAGCGAUGAAGGUGCCAUUGUAGAUCGUACGCCACAAUCAAUGGAGGCUUCUUGCAUUGAGCAAGAAGAAGGUGGGCUUCCUUCCCCUCCCAUGGAUGAAGCUGCCCUUUUCGCUACGCCGUGUGCUUCCAUACAGCUAUCUGAGUUCUUCGAUGAAAUGGAUGAUGACGGAAAUGUUAGAAUCAAUGCCAAGGAGGGUGAACAACAGUAUGCCACAAACCAUGAGUCAGUCAAGAAACAGCCUCCUAUGGCCCUGCAGUAUGAUCCAGUACAGAACUGGAGGCUUGAUCAGUCUGCGGUGAGGCAGUCACGGCUGCGUGAAUCUUGCGGCUGGCAAACAGGGCAGCAAUACAUCACGGAGGCAGAAGAGAAGCCUACAAAUGCAGCAUUUGGGCCAGGGAGACCACAUCGGUUGCACUCUGAGCCGAUAGGUUCCGAAGUGAGGCCUAAGCCGCCGCAAGGCAUCUUACUGAGUCAAACUCAAAGAAGAACAAAACCAACAAUUCCUAAUCGACCGUUGGGUCGGCAUGAUGAGAAUCAAGUCCAGACGAUGCUAGAGCUUGCAAAGAAUGCCAAGGUUGAAGCUACGAAACAAAAGCUUGAAGAGGGUUACCAAGAAUUUAACAAUGGUACAUUUGAGCAAAUAAUACAAAUGGUGGAUCCGCAAGACCUGCUGAAGCAAGGGAGCCGAAGCUUACAACCCAAUGGCAAGGCAAGGAACAACAGCGCUGGCAACAUCAGGAAUCGGCUAAGCAUUUGUCGCUGA